UUUAUUUUAGAUAAUAUUUAUUAAAUACAGAUUUUUAUUAUUCAGUUAUAUUUUGCUGAAUUUGUAAUGAUCAAUAAAUUAGUUCCUGAUUGCAUUCAAUAUUAAUUUAUAUCAAAAGGCUCUUAUUAUUUUAACAUGUCAUCAAGUGCUACAUCAUCAAAAAUGGAAGAGAAACACUUUGGAUUUACAGAUAGUAUAAGUGACAAAAGAAAUAUAAAUGUCAACGACAAAAUUACAACGAAAGAUUUUUUAAAUACAGAAGUAAAUGUACAGAACAUAAGCUUAGAGCCUUCUCUAACAAAACAAGACAAAACAGAUAUAACAAAUAAUGACGAAGAGUUAUUAAUUAAAAAUGACAAUUUAGAAAAUAAAGAAAAAUAUAUUGUCAGUCCUGAUAGUGAAACGGUCUUUAUUAGUAAUCAACGUGAUUACCAAAGUAUUGACUUGAAUGUGGAAUCUCAAAAUAAGGACAGUGACAGUGAAGAUAUCGCAUCUGCAGAAAUACCUGUAAUGAAACAAGUUGAUCCAAGCAUAGAUGAUAAUUUGCCAAGCACCGUUACAUUGCUGAGGACUCCAGAUGGUGGUAAAUGUUAUGUAGUGGGAACUGCGCAUUUUAGUAUCGAAAGUCAAAACGAUGUUUCAAGGAUAAUUCAAGCUGUACAACCACAUAUUGUUAUGGUUGAGCUUUGUAGAGAUAGAAUACAUAUUUUGGAAUUAGACGAAGAUGCUCUUCUUAAAGAAGCUAAAAGUCUUGAUUUCAAUAAGAUAAUGUACACUCUUAAAGAAAAUGGAUUGUACAAAGGAAUUUUCUAUAUUUUAUUGCUAAAUAUGUCUGUACAUCUUACUAAGGUCCUUGGAUUAGCACCUGGAGGAGAAUUUCGUAGAGCUUUAGCAGAGGCUAAGAAAAUUCCAAAUUGCCAUGUUCAUAUGGGGGAUAGGCCGAUUAAAAUAACAUUUGCUCGAGCUCUUAGUUUUUUGACAUGGUGGCAAAAAAUAAAAUUUGCAUGGCAACUUUUGACAGAUAAAGACAUUAUCAGUCAGAAAGAUGUUGAGAAGUAUAAAUGUCAAGAUUCAGUUGAAGAAAUUAUGGCUGAAUUAGCUGGAGAAUAUCCUGCAUUAGGAGAAGUUUUUGUUAAAGAACGAGAUAUAUAUUUGACUCAUUCGCUUCAGUUAGCGUGUAAACCGAAAAUUGGAAUAUUUGGUGAACCAAUUCCAGUACGAGUUGUAGGAGUUGUCGGUAUUGGACACACAUUCGGAAUUAUUCAAAAUUGGGGAAAAGUCGAAAAAUCUCAAAUACUCCCAAUUAUGAGCAUACCACCACCUUCGUUGUCUGGUAAAGUUUUAAAGUUUACAAUCAAGGCAUCUAUUGUUGGAACUGUUAUUUACAUAGGAUACAAAUUUAUUCCAAUGUCGAUAAAUAUAAUAUUAUCACUAAAAUCGUCAGUGGGGAAACUUAUUAAUAUGAAUGUCAGUUAA
This is a messenger RNA of Ceratosolen solmsi marchali, 1476 nucleotides long. Its product is annotated as traB domain-containing protein-like. The record is from RefSeq and is a predicted model, not a curated record. Bases 136 to 1476 code for a protein of 446 amino acids. The transcript is spliced from 7 exons. NCBI's taxonomy places the organism in Eukaryota, Metazoa, Arthropoda, Insecta, Hymenoptera, Agaonidae.